AUGGCACCCAGCGAGUGCCCCGUGCACAACAGCAAAAAGGCCAACAUUGGCGGCGGGGGCACCAGCAACCGCGACUGGUGGCCCGACGACCUGAAGCUCAACAUCCUCCGCCAGCACACCCAAGUCACCAACCCCCACGACAAAGAGUUCGACUAUGCCGCCGCCUUUGAAAGCCUCGACUACUUUGCCCUCAAGAAAGACCUCGAGGCCUUGAUGACCGACUCGCAGGACUGGUGGCCUGCCGACUUCGGACACUAUGGCGGUCUCUUCAUCCGCAUGGCCUGGCACAGCGCCGGCACAUACCGUGUCUAUGACGGUCGCGGCGGCGGUGGUCAAGGCCAGCAGCGCUUUGCACCACUGAACAGCUGGCCCGACAAUGUCAGUCUGGACAAGGCCCGUCGCCUGCUCUGGCCCAUCAAGCAAAAGUACGGCAGCAAGAUUUCAUGGUCCGACCUGCUUAUCCUCACCGGCAAUGUCGCGCUCGAGUCCAUGGGCUUCAAGACCUUUGGCUUCGCCGGUGGUCGUCCUGAUACUUGGGAGGCAGACGAGUCGGUCUUUUGGGGAGGCGAAAAGGAGUGGCUGGGUAAUGAUGCUCGCUAUGUCAAUGGCGAGCUGGACAACCCCCUUGCUGCUGCACACAUGGGUUUGAUCUAUGUCAACCCCGAGGGUCCUAACAAGAACCCUGACCCCGUCCUCGCUGCGAAAGAUAUCCGCGUUACAUUCGGUCGCAUGGCCAUGAACGACGAGGAGACUGUCGCUCUCAUCGCCGGUGGCCACACCUUUGGCAAGACUCACGGUGCCGCUCCAAACAGCCAUGUCGGUACGGAACCUCACGGCGCUGGCAUCGAGCAGCAGGGUCUCGGCUGGAAGAGCACCUUCAACACCGGCUCUGGUCCGCACACCACCACCAGCGGUCUCGAGGUCAUCUGGACCAAGUCGCCGACCAAGUGGAACAACGACUUUUUCACCUACCUCUUCAAGUACGAGUGGGAGCUGGAGAAGUCGCCCGCCGGUGCCAACCAGUGGGUCGCAAAGACCACCGACAAGUUCAUCCCGGAUGCUUUCGACCCCAACGUCAAGCACCCGCCCAGGAUGCUCACCACCGAUCUGUCGCUGCGCUACGACCCAGAGUAUGAGAAGAUCUCGCGCCGCUUCCUCGAGCACCCCGACCAGUUCGCCGAUGCCUUUGCCCGCGCCUGGUUCAAGCUCACCCACCGUGACAUGGGCCCGCGCAUCCUCUACCACGGCCCGGAAGUCCCCUCCGAGGUUUUGAUCUGGCAAGACCCGGUUCCCGAGCUCAACCAUCCCGUUGUCGACAACGACGACAUUGCCGCGCUGAAAAAGGCCAUCCUCGGCAGCGGUGUCGAGCCCACCAAGUUCGUACAAACUGCCUGGGCAUCUGCUUCGACCUUCCGUGGCGGCGACAAGCGUGGUGGUGCCAAUGGCGCCCGUAUUCGCCUGAACCCGCAGGCCACCUGGAAGGUCAACAACCAGCCCUGGCUUCAUGAAUCUCUGGCCGCUCUCGAAAAGAUCCAGAAGCAAUUCAACGAGGCCCAGUCGUCCGACAAGCGCGUCUCGAUUGCCGAUCUGAUCGUCCUCGCCGGCUCUGCUGCCAUUGAAAAGGCCGCCCGGGACGCAGGGCACGACGUCGUCGUCCCCUUUACACCUGGCCGCACCGACGCAUCUCAAGAGCAGACCGAUGUCGACUCUUUCAACAACAUGGAGCCAAUCGCCGACGGCUUCCGCAGCUACGGCCACUCGACGCCACGUGUCCGGGCAGAGGACUUCCUCGUUGACAAAGCGCAGCUGCUUACCCUGUCUGCUCCCGAGAUGAUUGUCCUCGUCGGUGGACUGCGUGCUCUCAACGCCAACUACGACGGCUCCCCUCUCGGCGUCCUCACCAGCCGACCCGGCCAGCUGACAAACGACUUUUUCGUGAACCUGCUCGACAUGAACACGGAGUGGAAGGCCACCGACACAAGCAACGAGCUCUUUAUCGGUUCCGACCGCAAGAGCGGCCAGCCAAGAUGGAAGGCGUCGCGCGUGGAUCUGAUUCUCGGAUCUCAUGCUGAGCUCCGUGCAGUUUCGGAGGUUUAUGGUUCCUCGGACGGCGAGGCGAAGCUUGUCAAUGACUUUAUCAGUGCGUGGGAGAAGGUUAUGAAUCUCGAUCGGUUUGAUCUGAAGCAGAAUGGCGGUCCUCGCAGUAAGCUGUGA
Messenger RNA from Aspergillus calidoustus, 2214 nucleotides. The record is from the annotation of a GenBank genome assembly. Lineage: Eukaryota; Fungi; Ascomycota; Eurotiomycetes; Eurotiales; Aspergillaceae.